AUGCACCCCCCGGAUCCCUUCCCCUCCCCAAAACCCACAGCCGCCGCCGCCGCCACCUCCCAGUCCCCAAAAGGAGAGAAGCAAAUGCGCAGGGGCCGCUGCCGCCUCCCUGCCGAGCGUGUGUCCGCGGCGCGGCGGUCCGGGCAGGAGGGCGGAUCAACACGCCACCGGCUCCCCCGGCGACAGCGCGCAAGAGUGCGAGGCCGGGACCCGGGGCGCGCCGCCGCCAGCGGCAGCCGGGCGUCGGGAGAAGGGCCGACUGGGGAGGGAGGAGCGAGGCGGGCUGCGGGCUGCGGGGCUGGUGUGGUCCCGGCGGCGGACGGGGUCCGGAAUAAGGAGGUGGGGAGGGAGAUGAGCCCGCACCGCGCGUCACUGGCAAGAAGCCGCCGCCGCCGCCGCCAGCACCGCCGCCGCCAUCUUCACUUCUGCCCCAGUUUCUCCGUCUCGCAGGCUCCGCUCCCGAGCCGCGGGGGAGGGGCGAACGGGAGGAGGAGGAGGAGGGAGGAGACCGGCGGGCGGGGGCACGGCUGCGAGGGGGCGGGGCUCCGGGAAACGGGCGGUAAGGCCCUUUCGAUUGGGCGGCUCAACGUUGUCGGGCCACGACGCUGUAAGGCGCGUGCGGAUUGGUCCGUUCUGAUCCCGAGCCCAGCCCCCUGGGGGUGGGAUAUCUCCGGAGUGAGUGUUCCGGAGAGCACGUGUUAAGGGAAGAGGAGGCGGAGGGGGAACCAGUUCAUAGCUUUCUUCUCAAAGGCUUCUACAGCUGCUUCAGAAAAUCAAGUACCUCUUUCAAGACAAAAAAAAAAGUGAAGGAGACCCCAUCAUGGUGCAGCAGAAACGAGUCCGAUUAGGAACCAUGAGGUUGCAAGUUCGAUUCCUGGC
Molecule: messenger RNA, 879 nt
Organism: Sus scrofa (pig)
Lineage: Eukaryota; Metazoa; Chordata; Mammalia; Artiodactyla; Suidae
Source: RefSeq, a predicted model, not a curated record